Physcomitrium patens is the source of this 892-nucleotide messenger RNA. RefSeq lists its product as uncharacterized. Lineage: Eukaryota; Viridiplantae; Streptophyta; Bryopsida; Funariales; Funariaceae. The record is from RefSeq and is a predicted model, not a curated record.
GUGACGGCUCUCGAGACCGAGGGUGUCAGAUGUAGCAGCGUCUGGAGACUGUAUUUUGGGGGAGGGUGCGCAUGGUAACGAAUGGGGUGUCGCAGCUCCUAGAGCGUCAUUCUGUGCUUAAGCAACAGAUUAGAAGUUGAGGGAGGUAGCCAUGGAUCCUGGGAGCAAGGACCGUUUGCUUCGCAACAUAACCAUAGCUGCCACAGCCUUGUCCGCCGCGCUUCUCAUCUCCACAGACUACGGCCCUAAACCACACAUCUUCUCGUCGUUCUCAGCAUCUGCACGCAGCAUCAAGGACUGGUUCUGGACACCAUCCCCAGCGGAGCAAGAGGAGAUGCAGCGGCGCCUCCCGCGACAACCAGUGGCUAGCGAUGGUGACCGGGGCUCUUCGCGUGAUGUCGAGAAGCAGUAGUAGAUGGGCGUGCGAUUGUGCAUUGGCGCCGAAUUACCGCGAGGGUUUUAGGUCAGCAGUUCGAAAUUGAGCCACCGAUGUGUGUGUGUGUGUGAGCAGCGAAUUCUUUCAGAUUUCUCUUGUGGGUUUUGCUGGUUCCCAUCAGCACGGGAUGUGCGGCGCCCCCAUGUUUGAUUCAUGGCUUUGUGUGAGACUUUGGGGAGGUUAUCCUCCACUUGGCCGUGCUUGUGUGUCUUGUGACAUCUCGCAACUAGGCCAGUCAAUGCACACAUACACACUCACACACACUCACUCACUCAGACUCACACAGAGAUCCAGAGUGAGAGUGUGUGUGAGAGGGAGAGAGGGGGAUUGCAAUCGACGUUGAUGCACUCAUAUUAACUCAAAUAAAAGUAAUAGGAAUGCGGGUGGGUGAGAAUACUUUUGUUCCGAGACUUGUUCAGGUUUUAGUGAAGUGUUUUAUUUUAUAUUUUUGUUUCA